Messenger RNA from Amblyraja radiata (thorny skate), 1847 nucleotides. Its product is annotated as cytochrome P450 2K1-like. NCBI's taxonomy places the organism in Eukaryota, Metazoa, Chordata, Chondrichthyes, Rajiformes, Rajidae. The record is from RefSeq and is a predicted model, not a curated record. Gene Ontology annotation, biological process: xenobiotic metabolic process. Gene Ontology annotation, cellular component: intracellular membrane-bounded organelle; cytoplasm. Gene Ontology annotation, molecular function: oxidoreductase activity, acting on paired donors, with incorporation or reduction of molecular oxygen, reduced flavin or flavoprotein as one donor, and incorporation of one atom of oxygen; iron ion binding; heme binding. Bases 218 to 1729 code for a protein of 503 amino acids. The transcript has 9 exons.
CCUCCUUCCGAAGAGGCAGAGAGAUCGGAAUCUGUGCUGACAACAUGUCACGGCUUUUAUUCCCGGGAGUGUGACUGUUUGGGAAGAGACUUAAAGAGCCAGUCGAGUAUCGAACCUUGAGAUAUACGUGCAGGAGAUUUUGUUACCUGCCCAGCCAAUUGGAAUUAAUAGAUCAAUUUGAGUAAUCAACAAACAGUAACUUUAACUUCUUCCCACAAUGGCUGUCUUUGAUUUGCUUUCAUCCAGUCUCGUCACCACACUGCUGGGUUAUGCCCUUGUCGGGAUCCUUCUUGUGUACCUCCUCAUUGGAUUUAGAAGCAACUCGCAGCUCAACUACCCUCCUGGGCCAAGACCCCUGCCGAUAAUUGGGAACUUGCACCAGUUGGAUCUGAAAAGACUCUACAAGUCUCUGGUGGAGCUGUCGGAGAAGUAUGGCACGGUGUACUCUGUGAGACUUGGCCCCGAGAAGGUGGUGGUGUUGGCCGGCUACCAAACGGUGAGGAACGCCCUCAUCAACCAUGCUGACGAGUUCCUCGGGAGACCCGAUGUCCCAAUCAUGAACGUCCUCAAAGAAGGAUCUGGUGUGGUCUGGUCUAACGGAGAGGCGUGGAAGCAGAUGCGAAGGUUCAUGCUGUCCACCCUACGAGACUUUGGGAUGGGCAAGAGGUCCAUCGAGGAGAAAAUACUGGAGGAGGCCGGCUUCUUGGUGGAAAAGAUUAGAUCGUACAAAGAGCAGCCGUUCAACACAGACAUCAUUACAAACUUUGCCACGGCCAACGUCAUCUGUUCCAUCGUGUUUGGGGAGAGGUUCGAUUACGAAGACAAGGCCUUCCUCAACAUAGGAAACCUGGUCCACGAAAGCUUUCGGCUGCUGGGUAGCCCCAUGGUCCAGGUGUACAACGCCUACCCCCUUCUGAGGUUCCUACCCGGGAGCCACAAGGAGAUCUGCACGCACUUCAUGAAGCUGAAGACCUGCCUGCAGGACAUCAUAAAAGCCAAACACCAGGAGCUGAACGAAAACGACAUCAGGAGCUUCAUCGACACCUACUUUGUGAAGCAGCAAGAGGAGUCGGGAAACCCGGACACGUACUUCCAUGAGAAGAAUCUCCUGAUCACCACGAGCGAUCUCUUCAUCGCUGGGAUGGGUACCGCGGCAACCACCAUACGAUGGGCCAUGUUCAUCAUGAUGAAAUACCCUGACAUCCAGAGGAAGGUUCAGGAAGAAAUCGACCAAGUGAUCGGGUCGGAGCGAUCGCCCAGAAUGGAAGACCGUAAUCACAUGCCCUACACGUACGCGGUCAUUCACGAGGUCCAGCGGUUUGCCAACAUCGCCCCGCUGGGCAUCCCCAGGUCCACCACCGUUGACCUUAACUUUCAAGGCUACUUCCUCCCUAAGGGAACCUACGUCAUUCCUUUACUGGCCUCCGUGCUCUACGAUAAAUCCCAAUGGGAGACGCCGGACGAGUUCAACCCAGGACACUUCUUGGAUGCUGCCGGAAAGUUUGUGAAGAGGGACGCCUUCAUCCCCUUCUCCAUAGGUCGCAGAGUCUGCCCUGGGGAGACGUUGGCCAAGGUGGAGCUGUUCCUGUUCUUCGUUACGUUGCUCCAGAAGUUUGACUUGCUCGUUCCACCCGGAGGAACCGAACUCGAUCUCACGCCGGUGGUGGGUGGAAUAUUGAGCCCCAAACCACACCAGCUGUGCGCCGUACCUCACCAACAGCCUUGCUGACCGGAUGCCAAGCCCCCCGGUGCAAAGACUAUUGGGGUUUUAAGUGCGGCCAAAAUGAGUUUUCUCCCCACAGAUGUGUCGCUGUCUGGAUGCUGACUAUAAACCUCUGUACCACUGA